This is a messenger RNA of Harmonia axyridis, 1293 nucleotides long. It is a transcript of the gene Nelf-E, whose product is annotated as negative elongation factor E. Gene Ontology annotation, biological process: negative regulation of transcription elongation by RNA polymerase II. Gene Ontology annotation, molecular function: RNA binding. The record is from RefSeq and is a predicted model, not a curated record. Lineage: Eukaryota; Metazoa; Arthropoda; Insecta; Coleoptera; Coccinellidae. Gene Ontology annotation, cellular component: NELF complex. The transcript is spliced from 6 exons. The coding region runs from base 138 to 953 and encodes 271 amino acids.
AUAGACCUAAUAUCCAUAUUAUGUCUAUGGGAAAACGUCAGGAUUAUUAGGUUAUGUACAAUAUCAACAAAAACAUUAGAUUAGAACCUCAGAAACAAGGCUUUAUUUAAGUGUUUAUAACAGUUGUCUGAUUGAAAAUGGUGUAUUUACAUUUUCCUGCGAAUUUCACAGAAGAAGAAUUGAUGCUUCAAGCUAAGUAUCAAAAAUUAAAGAAAAAAAAAAAGGCUCUCCAAGCUUUGAAAGCUCCGAAACCUGAACCUGAAAAACCUCUUAUUCCUAAGAGACCAGCAGAAGCCAGAGAUGCUAGAGAAGUUGCAAAAAAAUUACUUAAGUCUGGUGCUAUUCAAGCUAUUCAAAAACAACCCAAACAACCGGAACAAGGAUUCAAGAGACCUAGAGGAUUAGAAAGAAAACUCUUGAAUGAUAAAGUCAGUGGUUACCAACCAUUUUCAGCAGUUCAAAUGGAAGAUGGUCCUGACAAUCCAGAGAAUAAACCACCCCGGCUCAAAAAUUUAUAUGAGUCAUUUGCAAAUGCCAGAGAUCGUGAAGAAAGAGGGUUAACGGAAAAAUUAAGAGAAAAGACAGACAAACCUAGACAGGGAAAUACCAUCUAUGUAACUGGAUACAAAAUAACUGAAGAGUUUUUGAAGAAGCAUUUUUCUACAUUCGGCAAUAUUGUGAAUAUUUCAAUGGAAAUUGAAAAAAAUCGUGGGUUUAUUACUUUUGAUAGAGUGGAAUCUGCAUCACGAGCAAUAGCAGAAAUGGAUGGCAGUAUAGUAUCUGAAAUUCAACUCAACGUAUCCUUGGCAAGAAGACAACCUCAAAUUGGCCCUACCACUGAUGCACCAUCAUCUGCAGCUUGGGCAACAUUAGCUUCAAGCCAUUCACAAAAAGGAAAUCAUAGAGAUAACAGAGAAAUGAUCAACUAUGAUGAAAUGGAUUUGUUCGAUUGAUCUUAGUUUGAUUUAUGAUUCUUCAAACUGAAUUCGAGCAUAAUGAUUGAGUGUUUAUAAAUAACUUUUUAACAAUGCAUAUUUGGAGAUUUAAUUUUACAAAGAAGAAGAAAGAGAGAUUUUCCCCAAUAAGGGAGUUCCAAGUAGUGAUGUUGAUUUGUUAACUAUUGUUUGGAUCAUGCUUGUGUUUCAGUCGAGUUAUUUAGUUACUGAAUGUGUUCAAAUACCACAAAUUUUUUCAAGUGGAUGGGAAAAAAUAUUGAAUUUUAAGUUGUUAUGAUGGAUUUAUGCACCAGUCCUAAGAACUAGGACUAAACCUAAGAACUUAGAACUAAGAAUU